AUGCCAGCCGCGGAUGGCAACGCGCCCGUGCCCGUGCCUGGCGGGCCGCAUGGUCGCAUGGGCAGCAACGGACACGCCGCCCACGGAGCAAACCUGCGCGACAUGGGCUUCGGCGGCCCGCGCAGUCCCCCCAGCAGCAAGAGUACCUCGCAUGUGCCGUGCAAAUUCUACCGCCAGGGAGCUUGCCAGGCCGGCAAAGCCUGUCCCUUCCUGCACUCGGACGAGCCGCUGACGGAGCGCGCGCCCUGCAAGUACUUCACAAAGGGCAACUGCAAGUUUGGCCACAAGUGCAUGCUCGCCCACAUCCUCCCCAACGGCCAUGUCGUCAAUCGCAACAACAUCAGCGGCCACGCCCACGCCCAUGGCCACGGCGGCGGAGGGCCCUUUGGCCGUAUGAACAUCCCGCACCAUCCCGACCCCGCCCCCAACAGCUCCCUAUUGUCCAUGGCCCACCUCGCGCCUGCAGGUGCCCAGUUCCAGUACCCCUCCCAGGACGAAUACCUCGCCAACCAGAAGGACCAGUACGACAUGAUACCCACCAUCGACACCACCUUCUCCUCCCACCCUGGAUCCAACUAUGGAUCACCCCCGAACGACAGCGGCCGCAUGCCCAUCUCACCCGUGCAGAAGGGCCUCAGCGUCAUGGACGUGCAGCUGCCAGCUUCGUUUGACAGCCAGGGCGUCUCUCACAUGGCACGCUACGGACCCGUUGCUUCCUCGGUUCCCGCAAAGUUCCUCACCGGCUCUCCUCCAUCUUCCUUCCUCGGCGAGUCCCCAGCACUGCGGAACCUGCACGAUUCGGCGUUUGGCGAAAACUCCCGAAGCAUGGCUGCAGCACUAGGUUCCUCCCCGCCCGAGUCCAUCGAACAGCCCACGGGACGUCGCAUCAUGCAUUCCGAAAUGGGUGCGCAUCGCUCGAGGGGCAUCAUGUCCUCGAGUGUCGGUGCGAGACCCCCGCUUGCCAUGAACGAUGAAUGGGACGAUCUGGAGAACCUCGGAAAAUUCGAAGAGGAUCUGAUUCCAAGCUCGCUAAACGACCUGCUCACUCCGCAGGAGAAGAUGCGCCGUUUCUCACGCGACCACGGCGACAAUGAGGGCAACUCCCUCUCUCACCGAACCUCUUUUUCUAGACUAGGCGCCUCUCCUACCGCAUCAGACGCAAAAGCGGGAUCUUCACCCUCUCGGUUCCAGUCGAUAUGGGGUAAGCGACCCACUCAAGAGUCUGGUUUCGAAUCUGGUUCACUGGGCUCGCAAUUUGGACAUGUCGGCUCGCCACUCCGGAAUUCCACCUUGCACCCUGGCGCCAGUCCUUCACUCCGGGCCAUGGCUCGACCGCACAAUGACGUGAACUCAUUCGUAUCUUCACCCCCACGGCAAGCCUCCAUGAGCAUGAUUAGCCAGCAAUUACAGCGUACACGUCUCUCGUCGCGUGCUUCGGAAGAAGGUGGCCCACCCAGCGUCCCUAUACACCCAGGCAUGAACCGGCUCACCUCCGCCCCCAGCAUCGGAAGCCCAAGUGGAAGACUUGGCAUGGACAGGACCGUUAGCAGCAGCAGUAUCAAUCGCGAGAGGAUAGAGGAAGAGCAGGGCCUGUUCAGCAUGGAAGAGGAAGAAGGGCUUGACGCCAAAGGCAGAGAUGGAGCUUCGACGACUUCCAGCACGAGCAACAAACGACUGAGCGGACUGUCCUGGGGUAGCGGUGGCAAGGCAAGCCCGAACCUGAACCCUAUAGGCGGACACAGAGCUGCAAAGUUCUCGUAA
Molecule: messenger RNA, 1761 nt
Organism: Paraphaeosphaeria sporulosa
Lineage: Eukaryota; Fungi; Ascomycota; Dothideomycetes; Pleosporales; Didymosphaeriaceae
Exons: 3
Coding region: 1-1761 (586 amino acids)
Biological process (GO): protein polyubiquitination
Molecular function (GO): ubiquitin protein ligase activity; metal ion binding
Source: RefSeq, a predicted model, not a curated record